Molecule: messenger RNA, 2982 nt
Organism: Fundulus heteroclitus (mummichog)
Lineage: Eukaryota; Metazoa; Chordata; Actinopteri; Cyprinodontiformes; Fundulidae
Gene: mrtfbb
Product: myocardin related transcription factor Bb
Biological process (GO): smooth muscle cell differentiation
Source: RefSeq, a predicted model, not a curated record
ACACAAACUUUCACCGCCGAGGCCAGCGGAGAGACAGAAGAGGCAACGAACCACAUGUUGUUCACUCAGAGCGGGGUCUACUCUCCUUGUCUGUAACUCCUGUUGGAUCUCCUCUGGCCUCGUCGCUCCAUGGGACUCCAGAGCUGGCCACCAAGCAAACCAGAACUGUCCUCCAUGGCUUGCCUGGAUGUGGAGAGCCCCAUUUGCAGGGGGAAAUUCAAAUCAGUCCUUCAGCACUGUCUGCAGCAGAGGAGAACUCGGGAGCAGCUUGUGGAGCAAGGCAUCAUGCCGCCUCUGAAAAGCCCCGUUGCCUUCCACAAGCAGAUCCGCAGCCUUCAGAGAGCCAGGACAGGGAAUAUCCUAAAGCAUAAACUCUGCAGCAGACCGAAGCGCUCGGAACUGGUCCGUAUGCACAUCUUAGAAGAAACUCAGGUGGAGCCCUCCCUGCAGGCCACGCAGAUGAGACUGAAGAGAGCCAGACUGGCCGACGAUCUAAACGAGAAAAUCGCCCAGCGACCUGGACCCAUGGAGCUAGUUGAGAAGAAGAUCCUGCCCGUCAACUCUGGAGUCGAAGAACCCAUGAACAAUGGUAAGGCGGAUUACUCAGCCACACCAGAUGUUCCAGAUGUUUACAGCUUUGAUGAGGACAGCAGUGAUGCGUUAUCAUCGCUACGACCCGACAGUCACCCAUCUCCCUCCCAGACGUUACCCUCCCCAAAGGAGUCAAGAAACUGUGACUCCAGCCCUCCUCCACAGCUCUCUCCAACCCGCUGCCCUCAGUCAUCAUCAGAUGUCUCCCCUUCGGAGAAACCGAGCAGCCUGGAAGCCCAUCAGCCUAACGCCGCUGUCAUCCAGGGCAUUUCAUCAAGCCCAGUUGUGGUGAAACAAACUCUGUCGAAGCUAUUCCAUGGACAAAAGCCGCAGCAAAAAGAGCAAAGAGCCCAAGCCGCGGGUGAGAAAACUGAAGUACCAUCAGUACAUCCCCCUGACCAGAAGCAGGAGCUCAGCGAAGCGCCGAUGGACUCCUCUUAUGCCCGACUCCUGCAGCAGCAGCAGCAGUUCCUCCAGCUCCAGAUCCUAAGCCUGCAGCAGCAGAAGUACAACUGCCAGGCCGUUGUACCAGUCACACUGAACAUAUCCACAAGUGAGAUCCAGACCAGCUGCUCGGCUCUUGUCCUUAAAGGAAGCUCUCCAUCGGCUCCCCUGCAGUUCCACCACACUAACACAAAAUCGGAUAACUUACCAGCUAAUAUCGACGAGAUGAAGGUCGCUGAGCUGAAACUGGAGCUAAAGCUCAGAUCUCUGCCUGUUUCUGGGACAAAGACAGAUCUAAUAGAGAGGCUGAAGCUGUUCCACGAGAGUGCUAAAGGCCAGGGUGUGGCUGCCGUGGAGUCAGGAGUCACUGCAGCGAAAUCCCAGUCCGAAAACAGAAACGUAACACCACCUGUUUCCCUUAUAGCUUCCAAGGUCUCCAAACUGGGAAUACAGGAUAGUAGCAUGAAAGACAUUCAAGCAACGUCAGUUUCAGAGACUUUGUCUGAUUCUGCUCUGUGCACGAGCCCCUCAAAGGGAUCCCCGCGUCAAGAGGGCCCCACAGAUGAGAAGGACUCGGAAAAAGACAAACGGCUGCAGGAGAAGGAGCGUCAGAUAGAGGAGCUGAUGAGGAAGCUGGAGCAGGAGCAGAGGCUAGUUGAGGAGCUCAAGAUGCAACUAGAGGUCGAGAAACAAAGCCAGCAGAGCGAUUCUCCUCCUCGUCUUGGCUCGCCGGUGCCGAUCCAGAUAAAAGAGGAAAACAGGAGUCUGUCGAACUGCUCAGCGUCCCGCGGCUCUGCUGAUCUGCAUGUGCAGGUCAAACGGGAGGCCUUUGCUGAUCUUAGCCACGCCACCAGCCCGGAUCGGUUCGUCCCUGGUCACCGGGCCAACACAAAGGCUGAAAACCUGCAGCCCGUCCAGGUCCUACUGCCCACCUCCCUUCCUGGCUCAGUAGGCCCUGCCGAGCUCCCCGCCAAAGGCCUUAAAUUACACACUACUGUUAACAGCACAGCUCCGGGCCACGUUCAGGCCUCCGGCCAUGAGCCAGAGAAACCCACAGAACUACAGCAACAAUCCAGCGUUCACACCCAGCAUCUGACAAAGAGAUGGAGAAUGGAUAACAAGGGGCAAAGCUCGCAGAGCGCAUUCCUGGUGUCUGGAAGUGAUAACCCUUCAUCUCACCAAGCACCCCCAGAUGCACUUAAAGGAAAGCAAACAACUUUUACAAACAACGGACCAAAGACUAAAGACCCACCUCGCUAUGAGGAUGCAGUGAAACACACACGCAGCAUGUUAACAGCUGCUCAGGGUCCCACUGCAGUGAGCCAGCAGAUGGAUGACCUGUUUGACGUGUUGAUUGAAAGUGGAGAGAUCUCCCCUUUCAUCAGACAGCAUCCUCCCAGCAUGGAAAAGCCUCUCCGGGCGACAGCCAGCGUUACCACCCUUCCCAUCAACACGGUUCUGACCCGUCCUCCACCUUUAGUCCAGGUGGCCCAGCCGCCUGGAGCGCCGCUCAGCUCACCAGGAAACAACCUGGAAACCCUUCUGGAUGACACGGAGGCUCAGAGACUGAAGCUGCUGGAGGAGUUAAACUCACCUUUGGUCAGCAUGGAGAUGAACUUCAGUGAAAACAUGCCACCUUCUGGUGUGAACCUGCAAAGCACUUCCGUGGACAGUAUGGAUUGGCUGGACCUCACCCUUUCUGUGCCUGCCGAGGGGAUUAACCCUUUGGACAUGUCAGGGCCAGGGUCUGUCUUCUCCUCUGACUUCCUGGACUCUCAUGAACUGCACUUGAACUGGGACUGAGUGAUUUAAGGGUGAAUGUGGACUUUUUUAUAAUUUUUUUUAUACCAAAACUUGGACUGCUCUCCCUGUAGUCUGUAAAAGCUAUAGUUGCAGAGAAAAAUGAAAAUGGUACGGAUGUUUAAAAGAUUUCCAUCUCAAGUUGAA